CUUAAGACACUCAGCUGGUGCCGGAGUCUGCAGGUGACGCCGCGGAGGUGCGGAGCCGGGCCGCGCCGGCUGCAGCCCUGCGCUGGGACCCGGCCGCCUGGAGCGCUGCGCGCGGCUCCCCCAGCUGCGCUCCGCUGAGCCCGGAGCUCCAGACGAGACUCGCCAGAGGACGUGCACCUGCGGCGCGCUCCGAGGCCACGGGCAGGUCGGCCGGCAGCCCCGGGAGCGCUGACGCCUCGGGGACCGCCUCUGCCCGCGCGCCAGGCGAUGUCGCGGGGCGCGACAGAGUGUGGCUGAGUCUCCCCCGAGUUGGGCAGACGGCGAGACCCCGGGUGCCUCCUCGGCGGGCGGAGGGUCAGCGGGCUCCCGCAGCUGGGCUGUGCACUUCGCUACCGUCUCCCACCCUGCGUGCGCCCGGGUCCGGCGCCGAAGCCCCGCUUCCGAGGCGCUCGGGGCGGCUGGGAUCCGUGCUGCUUGGCGGGGAAGCAGCAGGCAAGUGGUCUGGCGGCGGCGGCGGCGGCGGCGACAGCAAAGCGGGGAGCAGGCGAAUUUGAAAAGAGACAUCCGUUCCCUCUCACUCGCUGAGGGGGAGGCAUUGGCGUUUCCGCAAACGAGAAAGAGCCAUAAGAAAUCAUGAAGUAAAAACUUUGGAGAGCUGCCACUGGAGAUGUUGCACACAGAUCUGGAAUCUUUGACGAGUCUCCUCCCAGCCGUUGGAGGUUUGGGGAGCGGCUGAUACAGCAAGCAGGGCUCGCGCACGGAUUCAAGUUUCGGAGCCCUAGAGGAGCAGCGCAGAGGGGGAGAGCGUGGCGAGAGAAUGAAGAAACCAACCGCCCUGGAGAAGCAUGAGGUGGCAGCGUGGCACUCGGCUUAGAGGGCUUGGGCCGGCGGCGGCGCCAUGGGCAGCCCUGCUGGCCCUGGGCCUGCCCGCGUGGGUGUGGGCGCUCUCGGCGGGCCCCGAGCAGCAUGCCUCGUCGGCCGGCCAGCCCCCGCUGGACUGGCUGCUCAGCGACCGCGGCCCCUUCCACCGCGCCCAGGAGUACGCCGACUUCAUGGAGCGCUACCGCCAGGGCUUCACCACCAGGUACAGGAUCUACAGGGAGUUUGCCCGCUGGAAGGUGAACAACCUGGCCCUGGAAAGGAAAGAUUUCUUCAGUUUGCCACUGCCUCUAGCCCCAGAGUUUAUCCGGAACAUCCGCCUCCUGGGGAGGAGACCCAGCCUGCAGCAGGUCACUGAAAACCUGAUCAAAAAGUACGGCACUCAUUUCUUACUUUCUGCCACCCUUGGAGGAGAGGAGUCUCUGACCAUCUUCGUGGACAAGCGGAAGCUGAGCAGAAAGACGGAGACAGCAGGAGGAGCCCCUGUAGCGGGGGGCAGUGGGAACAGUUCGGCUGUGUCCUUGGAGACCCUGCACCAGCUGGCAGCGUCCUACUUCAUCGACAGAGAGAGCACCCUGCGACGGCUGCACCAUAUCCAGAUAGCCACAGGGGCCAUCAAGGUCACAGAGACCAGGACAGGUCCUCUGGGCUGCAGCAACUAUGACAAUCUGGACUCAGUCAGCUCUGUCCUGGUGCAGAGUCCAGAGAACAAAGUGCAGUUACUAGGCCUGCAGGUGCUGCUGCCCGAGUACCUGCGUGAGCGCUUUGUGACCGCAGCACUCAGCUACAUCACGUGCAGCUCGGAGGGCGAGCUGGUCUGCAAGGAGAAUGACUGCUGGUGCAAGUGCAGCACCCCCUUCCCGGAAUGCAACUGUCCUGACUCCGACAUUCAGGCCAUGGAGGACAGCCUGCUACAGAUCCAGGACUCCUGGGCCACGCACAACAGGCAGUUUGAGGAAUCCGAAGAGUUCCAGGCCCUGCUGAAGAGACUGCCCGAUGACCGGUUCCUCAACUCCACAGCCAUCUCCCAGUUCUGGGCCAUGGACACCAGCCUGCAGCACCGCUACCAGCAGCUGGGCUCCAGUUUGAAGGUGCUGUUCAAGAAAGCCCACCGAAUUGUCCGCCGGCUCUUCAACCUCUGCAAACGCUGCCACCGGCAGCCCCGCUUCCGCCUGCCCAAAGAGAGGUCCUUGUCCUACUGGUGGAACCGAAUCCAGUCCCUCCUGUACUGUGGAGAAAGCACCCUCCCUGGCACCUUCCUGGAACAGAGCCACAGCUGCACCUGCCCCUACGACCAGUCCUCCUGCCAGGGCCCCAUCCCAUGUGCCUUGGGUGAGGGGCCUGCGUGUGCCCACUGUGCUCCAGACAACAGCACACGCUGUGGGAGCUGCAACCCGGGCUAUGUGCUGGCCCAGGGGCUGUGCCGGCCGGAGGUGGCCGAGUCCCUAGAGAACUUUCUCGGGCUGGAGACUGACCUGCAGGACCUGGAGUUGAAGUACCUGCUGCAGAAGCGGGACAGCCGCAUCGAGGUCCACUCUAUCUUUAUCAGCAAUGACAUGCGUCUGGGCAGCUGGUUUGACCCUUCGUGGAGGAAGCGCAUGCUCCUCACCCUGAAGAGCAACAAGUACAAGCCCGGGCUGGUCCACGUGAUGCUGGCCUUGUCCCUGCAGAUCUGCCUCACCAAGAACAGCACCCUGGAGCCAGUCAUGGCCAUCUACGUUAACCCCUUUGGGGGCAGCCACUCGGAGAGCUGGUUCAUGCCUGUGAAUGAGGGCAGCUUUCCAGACUGGGAGAGGACUAAUGUGGACGCAGCUGCUCAGUGCCAAAACUGGACAAUCACCUUGGGGAACAGGUGGAAGACCUUCUUUGAGACAGUCCAUGUUUACCUACGGAGCCGAAUCAAGUCCUUGGAUGACAGCUCCAAUGAGACAAUCUACUAUGAGCCCCUGGAGAUGUCUGACCCCUCCAAGAACCUGGGCUACAUGAAAAUCAACACCUUGCAGGUCUUUGGCUAUAGCCUGCCCUUUGACCCAGAUGCUAUCCGGGACUUAAUUCUCCAGUUGGACUAUCCGUACACUCAAGGUUCCCAGGACUCUGCCCUACUGCAGCUCAUUGAGCUUAGGGACCGGGUGAACCAACUCUCCCCACCUGGCAAAGUCCGCCUCGAUCUCUUCUCCUGCUUGCUCCGGCAUCGGCUCAAGCUGGCCAAUAACGAGGUGGGCAGGAUCCAGUCCUCCCUGAGGACUUUCAACUCGAAGCUACCAAACCCUGUGGAGUAUGAGACAGGCAAACUCUGUAGCUAAUGGGGGGCCCACUCCAGCACUGGGCAGAGAUGGGAUGCAUGAAUGCACGCAGGGUGCCUGCCAAGAUAAUCCAAGCCCUCACCUUAGUGCCAACAGGGUGCUCCCACGAGACCGGAACCCGGGGGCUUGGACUGAAGUAGCCAGGAGAGAAAGCAGCAGUCACUACACACGUGUGUGUAUGCACCCGCACACACACACACACUCACACACUCACACAGGGAAGCCACGACUCAGCAGUCUCGGGUCUGUAAAGUCGGUGCUUUCUAAAACGAAUGCAUUGGAGGAAAGCAGCCAAGGAGGAGAUUAAGAACCAGCCAAACCGCGAGAUAAGCAAAAGUCCUUAAAAGUGAUUCUUGUCAUUCAAGGAGGCAGGAGGGGACAAAGGUGGGAGGCGUGGGCGCUCUCCUCCCCUCUCUGGAGUCACUUUUGUAUUCUUUUUAACCAGAUUUCUUAAAAUGCCGUUGUUUAGUGAAUCCCUACAUGGUUCUUACUUUUUUUGUAUGCUGCCUCCUCUGUGUCCUGCUGACGACUGCUUCCUGGAGCCGCUUCCUUAGGAAACGCGACGCGGGCAAGCACCAGAGGAGCCCACACCCAAGGGCGGGCAGGCGGCCAGCCUCCUCGCCCCUCGCCGCUCCAGCUCACUUCCUCGGCCUCCCCAGGGUCAGGGCCCUGGCUCGUUCCACGUCUCCCUCAUGGUCCACCCAGAGCUCCUCCCGUGACAGCACCUACCCUGCCCGAGAAAGCAGCUCUGUCAAGGUAGAGAGAGACAAUGGAUAGGGAGAUGUUCUUUUUUUAAAAAAACAAAAACAAAAAAAUAUUUAUUUUGUGACUGUUUUCCUUGUCAAUCUGCUCCAGCCACAUGAACAUCUGAGUAAAAACUAAAUUGAUUCAAUA
This is a messenger RNA of Oryctolagus cuniculus (rabbit), 4076 nucleotides long. RefSeq names its product BMP/retinoic acid inducible neural specific 2 (gene BRINP2). The record is from RefSeq and is a predicted model, not a curated record. Gene Ontology annotation, biological process: positive regulation of neuron differentiation; cellular response to retinoic acid; nervous system development. Gene Ontology annotation, cellular component: dendrite; neuronal cell body; cytoplasm. Lineage: Eukaryota; Metazoa; Chordata; Mammalia; Lagomorpha; Leporidae.